AGCUGCUUUUUGAAAAAGGAUAAAAUUCAGAACAGCAAUAGUUGCAGUCAAAGCUUGUAGAGGCUUUAGAUGUUGCUGACCUGUUUCUUAAAUUGACAAACUAUAGUAACUAUUUCAAAGUUAUUGAGAUUUAAUAGUACUUGAGUACAUCGGUUAUACCAACUUUAAGAAACAGAGGUCUUCUAUAAGUAUUUUCUGAACAACAAAAGAAUGUAAGUGUGGCUUGUUCUGUGGCCUUGAUAUAACGCAUGAUUCGCAUGUGUUUUCUGUUUAGGCUUAAUCUUAAAAAUGGAACAGUACACAUCAUACAUAGGAUGUGAGAUUUCUAAAGUGCCUUUAUCUGAUACCGCCCAGAGGAUUAUGGCAGCUUUGCAGUCUAUUCCUGUAGAAGUUCAGACUAGCAGAAAAAAGAACCAGAGUAUAGAGAAGACAAAGGAAAAUAAACCAGCUGAUAAGGAUGCCCAGCUGAAAAAUGAAAAGGAGCUUCAGGAGUCCACAAUUGCCUUAUUAAAAACAUCUGGAAUAAAUACCACUGGUCAGAUAGUCAGGGCAGCAUACAGUGAAAUGCUUUGCUGUCAAGAUACCAAAGGAGCGAGCUGUUACCAGGAUAUAGACUUGCCAACAUGGGGAUAUCGAGAAAGAAAUCUUGCAGUAGAAGCCAAAAACCAGAAGGAUUGUGAAAAGAUUGUAACUGCUCCCCUUAAAAGAAAGCAAGAUGUGCCUGUAUCUUGUUCAGAGAAAACAAGGAGAUUACCUGUAAAGACCUACAGUUCCUCAUGUGAGAGAAGAUACGACUGUACUUCUGGACAAUCAGAGUCUUCUGAAGAUUGCCCUUUUGAUGUCAGGAAUUUAGGAUGUGAAGAAAAAAGAGAAUUGCUGAAAACUAUAAACCAGGCAGCGGCUUUUGUAACUACUAUGGUAUUUCAGGAUGGUUCUUCACAGCUCAACUCGGAGCAGGUCUUAACCUCAUCAGUAAAAGGAGUUGUUGUGUUAGUGAAGCAUCAGACUGAUCAGCCUUGCUCUCCCGGUUACUCUUCAACCGACUGUACUUGGAAUGCUGCUACUGAAAAUGAUAAAUUAAUUUAUUUAAGAAUUGAAUGGCCAUCUCUUUGGGAACAAGCAAAGCAGGCUCAUGAGAGAUUCGCUUGGCAAGUGUUGUCUCAAAUGCUGCGUUGCAAAGUUCCAAUUAUUUGCUUCAAUGCAAAAGAUUUCCUGAGGACUCUACUUCAAGUUUAUGGUAAUGAAAUUAGCUGGAAACAAGUUGCUGAUAGUGUCGUGUUAGAUCCCAGGAUUGCAGCAUGGCUGAUAAACCCCAGCGACACAGUUCCCUCUUUUGAAUGUUUAAUACAGAAGUAUUUUGAAAAGCCUUGUGCUAUGGGAACGGUAAAUACAGAUACAGGCACUUUGAGAAAUGCAUCAUAUCAAAACUUAGGUGUGAACUUGCAGAAGCUUUAUAAUGUAAUGAUGGAUCUUGCUCGUGACUUACAGGUUCAAGGUUUGUGGCAAUUAUUUUGCACAUUAGAGCUUCCACUUCUCAAAAUUCUGGCAGUGAUGGAAACACACAAAAUCCAUGUGAACAAACACGAACUGAAAAAAACAUCAGAGAUUCUGGGGUUGCGACUCAAAGAACUUGAACAGGAAGCUCAUCAAGUGGCUGGAGAACGAUUCCUUGUGACCAGCAGUAGUCAACUCAGAGAGGUGCUAUUUGAAAAGUUAAAACUGCAUACACUGUGUGAGAAAGUUCACAGAACUGAAAUACAACAACUGGUGUCCACCUCGGAAGUUGUGCUAAAGCAGUUGCAAGAUCUUCAUCCUUUGCCUAGGAUUAUUUUAGAAUACCGUCAGGUUCAUAAGAUGAAAUCAACUUACGUGGAUGGACUCCAAACGUGCAUGAGAAAGGGAUUUAUUUCCUCUACAUGGAAUCAGACAGGAACUGCGACUGGCAGACUCUCAGCCAAACAUCCGAACAUUCAAGGUAUCUCUAAACAUCCAGUUAGAAUCACAAAGAAACAGUGCAUAAAAGGAAAAGAAGAGGAAAUAGUAACUAUUUCCCCAAGAACAUUGUUUGUGUCAAAAAAAGGAUAUUCAUUUUUAGCAGCAGAUUUUUCCCAUAUUGAGUUAAGGAUCCUUGCUGACUUAUCAUCUGAACCAGAACUUCUGAAACUGUUCCAAGUACCUGAAACCACCGAUAUCUUUUCCACACUGGCUUCUCAGUGGAAGGGGAUUCCAAGUGACCAAGUGCAACAUGCUGAUAGGGAGCAAGCAAAGCGUAUAGUUUACUCAGUCCUGUACGGAGCAGGUAAAGAACGUCUUGCUGACUGCCUGGGAAUUACUCCUCUUCAAGCCAGUCAAUUUAUAGAGAGUUUUAUGCAAAAAUACAAGAAAGUACAUGAAUUUACGAAGAAAACCAUCGAACAAUGUCGAAAUAAAGGUUAUGUGGUUUCCAUCAUGGGGCGUAAACGACCAUUGGCUAAUAUCAAUGCACAGGAUUACAAACUGCGCACUCAAGCGGAGAGGCAGGCGGUCAAUUUUGUUGUUCAAGGAUCUGCAGCUGAUCUUUGUAAAAUGGCUAUGGUGGAGAUUUUUACCUCCGUUGUCAUUUCUCCAACUUUAACUGCCAGGUUAAUUGCCCAGAUUCAUGACGAGUUAUUGUUUGAAGUAGAAGAUUCUCAAAUCCAGGAAUUUUCAGCACUGGUAAAAAGAACAAUGGAGUCCCUGCAGCAAACCGCAGCCUUGGAAGUGCCACUAAAGGUUCCCUUGAAAGUGAUUCUUACCACUGGGAAAUCAUGGGGGUGUAUGACAGAAUUGCAGGAGAUGUAAAGCAGUCAUCGGGGAUGUUAUUCAGCACCCGUACACCUCAUUGGCCUAUGCUGAUUCCUCGCUGAAUCACUAGGCAACAGCGCUGCUGGAUCUUUCAUAAGCACCUAAUACUCUGCAUGUGAAUUUUUUUACUUCAUUUUGUCUGUAGCCCUAGGCAACAGCAGUGAGAUAAAACUGGUUUUUACCAGUUCAUUGUGUUUCCUUUAGCCAAGGUAACCAGCAGGGAGCUGCUUUUGUUCACAGCUAAAUUACUUACAUGUAAGAAAUGAAGCAAGACAAUAUUAACCCUUUGGGAAUGUGACAAAUACAUUUGAGUUAGAGGUUUAGACUUAAAUAUUUUGUGAAGUGCUUGUGUAAAAAUACUUGUAAUCUGGCACUGUUUGAACCGUAUCAGCAAAUGCUUAAUGUUGUGUUCAGUUUAUUUUAUAUUUUGUGAGUAGAAGGCAGCUGCUUGGUUUGCAUCACAUAUUAAAUGCCGUGUUCCACAGACUUAGAGAAAGAGUUGUUUGGAAAUUAAGAGUCUCCAACUAAAUUUAUAUUUAGGAUUUUGGAGCAAAACAGGUAAACACAACUGGAUGCCUAAACGCACUAAAACAACCAGGUUGUUGUCAAUUCAAUUAAUUUCAAACUCUAUUUGUAAACUGUAGCCUUAGAAUAUUUUAGAAGAAGUGUUAUACUUUUGCCUAAUCUGACAUUUUUAUUACUGAUGCAAUGCUAAAUAUCGUUCAGAUAUAUUUUAGGGUUCAGCCUUAUACUUUUUAGGAUUCAGGCUUCUAUUUUAAUGUUUGGAUUUGCUAAUAAUAUUUUGGGUUUCUGUAGAGUUUAUUCUUUAAAUAAGUUUGUUUCAUAGCAUUGCUGGUUGCUAAAUUCUUCCUCUGUGCUUGUAGAACAUGAAACUGUCCUCAAAGUCUGCUAAUUACUUAGAAGUUGAAGUCAAGCACAGAACUUUUAAGAGGUGUCCAGUAUCUUUCAGCAUUAGAUCUCAAAUGAUCAAAGUAAUAUAAUUUAAAUUUUUUAAAGUGUAUAGUUACAGAGAUUUUACAGCAGUUUGAAUUUGUAUCAUUAAACAAUUUUGCAUUGUGCUUAAAGGCAUUAAACUAUUAAACAUG
Strigops habroptila (Kakapo) is the source of this 3929-nucleotide messenger RNA. RefSeq names its product DNA polymerase nu (gene POLN). Gene Ontology annotation, biological process: double-strand break repair; DNA-templated DNA replication. The coding region runs from base 289 to 2820 and encodes 843 amino acids. Gene Ontology annotation, molecular function: DNA-directed DNA polymerase activity; DNA binding. The transcript is spliced from 24 exons. The record is from RefSeq and is a predicted model, not a curated record. Lineage: Eukaryota; Metazoa; Chordata; Aves; Psittaciformes; Psittacidae.